This is a messenger RNA of Plasmodium fragile, 2949 nucleotides long. RefSeq lists its product as uncharacterized. The record is from RefSeq and is a predicted model, not a curated record. The transcript has a single exon. Bases 1 to 2949 code for a protein of 982 amino acids. NCBI's taxonomy places the organism in Eukaryota, Apicomplexa, Aconoidasida, Haemosporida, Plasmodiidae. Gene Ontology annotation, molecular function: protein binding.
AUGAAAAUACUCCUAUCAUCAGAUGAAGUUAAUUUGAUUGUUUAUCGCUAUUUAGUAGAGAACGGAUUUAUCCAUGCUGCCUACGCUUUUUUUAAUGAAGCAAAUAUAUCGAAGAAUUCGUACUAUAUAAGUCAUGAUGAAAAGCUGCCAUGCCAUGCCUUGGUAACCUUCUUGCAGAAGGCACUGGUAUUUAUAUUUAUAGAGUACCAUACCGAAUAUAACAAUGCGAGAAUUUCCUGUAGGGAACCCUUUUCCCUUUUCAGAAGACAUGAAUGUUGUACUGAGGCACAGGAUUUAUCAGAGGAACAGGAAAACAAAACAGAAAUUCUGGAGAAUGAGAAAAACACCAGCAAUAAUUUAAACAUAUGCACCUCGAGUAGCAAAACGAUUGGCAAUAAUAAUAAUAAUAAAAGUUAUUUGCCUAACGGUGUCAGCUUGAGUGACUUGAAAAAUGAUCCUUGCAUUAACAAUGUUAAUGACCAUGACCCCAAAGGUGCUAAUGCUAAGAAGAAUGCUGUUAGCAAGAAAGGUGGUGCGAAGGCUGACAAGGAGGAGGAAAACGGGAAAGCCAAUGAGGAUAGCAACAAAAAUGUGAACCAAGUUGGUGAUGGGAAUGGUAAAGACACCAAUAACAACAGUAACAAUAACACAAAUGAUAAUAAUGCCACGAAGGCGAAAACGAACUCGAAGCCCAGCAUUUACAGGAGCAGCUUUUCAAACUUUGCCUCUUUAAACUAUAACGACAGCAAUAUAUCUUUUAAGGAUAUCAAGAGGAAUUACGCGAACAUUUUCGCGCAAGGAAAAAAGUCCAAGAAAAGCUCUUCAAGUAAGAAGAAUAAUAGCAGUAACAACAGCAGCAGUAAUAAAGUCAACAACGACAAGAACAGUGAGGCAGCCAGCGGUCAUAACAACAAUGCUGGGGGAAGUAGUAAAAAAAACGGCACUGCCGCUAGUAGCAAUAAAACAGAGGAAAAGGAAUCCAAGGAGAAAUACGAACCGGAUGAUAUCAGCAGUAGUGGCAAUCAAAGAAAGAAAUCAAAAGUUAUGAAAAUUGUAAGUACAUCCAGUAAGGCGAAUGAAGAUCAGAACGGCAAAUGUAACAACAUCAGUGAUAGCAUCCUUUCCGAUGAUAAAGGAAAGGAGCAUAAUGACGUAUCCUAUAUGAAGGAGGAUAACGUUCAACCUAAUAAGCAAAAUAAUGCAAAGAAGGACAAUAACGUAAAUAACAACAUUAAAAAAAAUAAUGUAAACACAUCAAGUGGUAAGGGAACAAGCCUGAUCAAUAAUAACAACCAUAGCAAUGGGAAGAAAAAGGAGUUAAGUGGUGGGAGCGCAGGUCAAAAUAGCAGUUCCUCAAAUAAUAAAAAGAAAAAAAUGAUAAAAGAAAGUACAUCCACUAAUUCAACAAACAAUAGCAAGAAAACGAUAAAAAAUUCAUUAAAAAAGGAGAAAAAUGAAAAGGUUAAUAAGAGCGUUACAUCAAAACAGAAAAAAAAUAACAGACAAGACGAAGACGAUGAGGAUGGCGAUGAUGAAGUGUCUGAUGAAAAUUCAGAAGAGGAUUCCGAAUUUUCCAAUGACAAUCAAGAUUAUAAUAAUGAAAAUGUUUGCAAUGCCCCUUUGAAGGGCAGCACCAAUAAUUCUGCGCACACGAGGGAUAAUCCCUCAAGCAGUUCUAUUAACAAUAACGUAACUGUGGACGAUAAAACGAAUGAUGAUACGUAUGUCAAUUUUAAGAAAAGUAGCAGUACGAAUGUCAUUUCGAAUAGUUCUUCACAGAAUUCUACCAUCGACGGGGCUAAAAAUGAAAUCAAUAACUCCCAUAUAACGCAUUAUGAUGGAAAUAUACAGGACUAUGCAUUAGCGAGUGAAAAAUCUUUGAAUGGGAAUCAUUCAAAGGAUAAAGCUAUGCUAAAGGGGGAAUGUGAUCCUCCCGAGGUGGAAGCAAAAGAAGGCAUUAAUUCAAAUAAAAAUGAAUUUAAUUUCAGUUUUGCAAAUUUUCUAAAUAAGAAAAUAAGUUCUAUUUUUAAUAGCAGCUGCGAUAAUGAUGCAUUAAAUGGGGAUAGUCAUAAUACGGAUAGAAAUAACGAAAGUUGCAAGGGUAAUAGCAACGACAGCACUGUAAAGGAUGGCUCGAACAACGAACAGGUCCUGCCGCACGAUGAGGAAGAUCCUCCACCAAGUGAACCGUACGAAAGCGUCAACAAUAGUAAAGACCGGUACAACAAAUUUAGCCAAAAGAGCAAGCUGAUAAAGGCUGAAUAUAUGGAGGCUAAGUACGAAAAGGAACAUCUCGCAAGAGAACAAACGAACCAGGCGGAAGAUGCAGCAGGGGCAACAGGGGAUGUGGGGGCACCUGCGAGGAAACAAAAAAGACCAUACGAUUACAACAGUGAUAUGAAAGUCCAAGGGGGAGGAGAUUCACACCAAAUCGAAGGACACGAAAAUGAUAAAAUAUGUGUAGAGGAAAAAAAAAGAAAGAAGUAUUCCAUUUAUGAAGAAAAUUAUAAGAACGAAGUGAACAAAGAAUUUUUUAAAAAACUAACGCAGACAUCGGCAAUGAAGGGGGAUAACAAAUGUAAAGGGAAUGGUGCAGUGGGUAUGAAGGAGGAAAAGGAAGAUGGACAUGGUAGGGGAGUAGAACAAGAGGGAGUGGACGGUGAAUUGGGAGGAGCCGAAAGUGGUGACCUGCAGCACCAUGGGGAUGAUGGAAAUGCGGAAUUGGUUAAGGCAAAAGUAAGUGGACAUAAUGAAAUAUCGUUUAAUAAAUUUGGUAAAAAUUAUUAUAAUAGAAGCCCUAGUACUGCCAACGGGGAUGACCACGAAGCGUAUGAUAUGAUGGAUAAAAGUCCACUUGGAGAGGAGAAUUUUUUAAUAACAAACGAAAAGCAAAACAGUACGCAUGUGCACACUGCGGUGGAGGUAGAUGAAGAAAGGACCAAAAAUUGA